GUUGAUGCCGUUUGCUUUUCGAGUGUUUGGAGAUUAUCGUGUUAUUUUCGAUUUUGAGACCUAAGCGUGUAUUCCGGAUAAAGAUUGUGCCUAACCUGUGACCUAGCAAGAAUUUGGACUUCGAGUUGCCCUCAGAUUGGUUUGUUAUUGAGAAAGAUGUCGUAUACGAAGUGCGUUUAUUACAAUUGUAAAAACACAAGUCAGGAAAUUUCUAUGUUUCGGUUUCCAGUACAUGAUCAAGAGCGUCUAUUACUUUGGAUUCGAAAUUCAGGGAAUAUUUACCUGGACUCAUUAACAAUUGACGAACUAAGUCGUCGGUACAUUUGUGCGGCACAUUUCCAUCCAAAUAACAUACAUAAAGGGAAUUUAAGAAGUCGUUUACUUGGACCAGCAGUUCCAGAAUCUUUCCAAAAAGAAGCAGAAGUUUCAGGUAACCUGCCAUCCCCUGAAGUUUUGAAAGUGAUGACACCAAAGAGAUUUUAUACCAGAAAACGCAAAAUUUCCCCAAUUGAAACAAGAAGUUCAUCGCCAACAAGUUUACAUUCACUCUUCGAGGGACCAAUACCUACUCCCACCGGAAGGUUCUCUAGGAAGAGUGAAUUUCUGGGGCCACAGAGAAGACUGUCUAGAAAAUGCUUGUUCCAAGAACAACAAGAUGACACACCAAAAACAAAAAGAAUGAAAUUUUCAGCUUCCAAAUUAAUAAAACAAAAUAAAGCGUUAAAAGCACAGAUACGAAGACUUCGGAGUAAAUCGAAAGUUUCAUCUGAAGUACUUCUCAUAAAACCCGGUGAUUUUAGAAGUGAGACAGCAAAAACGAUUGCUCUAAUGCAAACACGAAAAAUAAAUGAAAAGAAGAAGUGGACUAAAGAAGAAAAAAAUAUUUGCUUAUCUUUGUUUUAUAAAUCCGCCUCAAACUAUAUGUGUCAUUUAACUCACCUCAUCCACGACCCCAAGAUCUUCUCGUCCACCCCUACAUGCGUGGACAACUUUUAUUAG
Molecule: messenger RNA, 999 nt
Organism: Cydia amplana
Lineage: Eukaryota; Metazoa; Arthropoda; Insecta; Lepidoptera; Tortricidae
Exons: 3
Coding region: 157-999 (280 amino acids)
Source: RefSeq, a predicted model, not a curated record